AUGCCCAAACUGCCCAAAACGCCCAGCCAGCCGGUCUCCGGGGCGACGACGACGACGACGACGGCGACAGCGUCAUCGUCGAAGAUGCGCGAGACGCACAUUCAGGCCCUCUUGCAGGUGUGCAGCCGCGGCGACGCCGACUUCCUGGGACGGUAUCUGGCCGCGGGCGGCCAGAUCGACGGAGUCACGGACUCGGCCGGCCGGACGCCGCUGCACUAUUGCGUGUACGCGGCAGACGACGUCGAGAAAUCGCGACUUCGAGUCCCGCCGCCGGACGAAUCGGACGCGCUGGCUCGUGUCGCCGGCUCUGAGGCCAGCCCGGCCUCGGGCGACGAGGCCGGUGGCCGUAGCGACGCUCGGCUGGCCUGCGCUCGUCUCCUCCUCGAGGCCUCGCCACAACUCGUCGACGUACGUCACGUCGCCGGACUCACGGCCCUCCACGAGGCGGUGAUGCUGGGCAACCUGCAACUUGUCCGGUUGCUCAUCGCCUACGGCGCUGACGUCAACUCGCCCACCGGAGCACAGGCCUCCACGGCCAAGUGGAAGACGACUCGUCGAAAGGAGGAAGAGCUGAGCGAUGCCGACGGACGUACACCGCUUCAUUUGGCCGUCAUCUACGCUCGGCCCGCCAUCGUGCAUCACUUGGUCACCUGCGAGCAGGCCGUCGUCAACGCCAACCUGGCCGACUCACAGACCGCCUAUCCUCUUCAUUAUGCCGUCCAGCUGCCACAAUCCGGUGGGUCGGCAACAACGUCAACGCCAACGCCAACGUCAACGUCAACGUCAUCGUCGACUCCGGCGUCGACGUCGGGUGGUAUCGCAGCUGCCGUGAUCUCGUGGUUGGUGGAGGCGGGCAGGGCUGGCAUUGAAGUGCGCGACAGCCACGGACGGACGCCUUUGAACUGGGCCGCGACGAUCGGGUCUGUGGAAAGUGUGCGUCGGUUGCUCGAACUUGGCGCCAAUACCGAGGCCAGAGAUGAGCAUGGCCUGACGCCGAUGCAUUGCGCCGCGUCAAGAGGACAUACAGUCGCCUUGGAGACGAUGCUGAAGUCUGUCAAGGCAGCCGGUCGCCGAGAGUCUGACUGUGUGGAGGCGAGGGAUCGAGACGGCUGUACUCCGCUCUUUUACGCCGUCACCAUGGGCCGGUUAGAGACAGUGCGGAUGUUGUUAUCGCAUGGCGCCAACGCCAAGCAUCGAGACGCCAAACAACGCAGCCUCUGCCAUUGCGCAACUCGCAUCCGGCCUGGGCAGACGAAGGCGGAUGUGGGCCAUAGCAACCGCCUGGCAACGGAGAUGUUGAGGCUUGUACUGGCCGCCGGCGCCGAGCCCUGGGCCGCCAAUCAGCAGGGCUGUACUCCUCUACACGAGGCCUGCCAAAUGGGCAACGCGGCGGUGGUGGCCGAGUUGGCUUUGAUGACGCCGGAGUUCGUUGAGGGGGCG
Protopolystoma xenopodis is the source of this 1440-nucleotide messenger RNA. Lineage: Eukaryota; Metazoa; Platyhelminthes; Monogenea; Polystomatidea; Polystomatidae. The record is from the annotation of a GenBank genome assembly.